Molecule: messenger RNA, 5473 nt
Organism: Hippopotamus amphibius kiboko
Lineage: Eukaryota; Metazoa; Chordata; Mammalia; Artiodactyla; Hippopotamidae
Gene: PAQR5
Product: progestin and adipoQ receptor family member 5
Exons: 6
Coding region: 1650-2474 (274 amino acids)
Cellular component (GO): membrane
Molecular function (GO): signaling receptor activity
Source: RefSeq, a predicted model, not a curated record
ACAGCCCCCUUGACCAGCUGUCUCAUUCAGAGCCUGGGAACUGGGGCUUCUUUAAACACAGCUGGGGUGGAGAGAGCUGAGAUUCUGUGCUGGGAUUUGGGGGACGCCCCCGCGGCGCAUGGGUGUGGAGCUGGGAGGCGUGGGGGCCUGCUGCUGGGCUGAGCUCUAGGGCAUGGAUUGUACGUAGUAGGAUUCGAGGGGCUCCUGGCAGCUCCCCAGGCGCUCCCUGCUCCCCUGCUCAGGGCCUGAUUUGAGAGCAUUGUCUUAUUCAGUCCUGGAGGCCUUCUGGGUCUUCUAGAAGCCCUGGCUAAAAUUCCCUAGCUUGAGCAAGCCACUUGACCUCUCUGGGCUUUGCAUGUUCCCAACUAGAAAGCAGGAGUGACGGUCUGCACCGUUCCUGGGGUUGCCCUGCCGAUGAGGGGAGGAGACAUUGGCAAAGGCGUGGGGCACAGAGAUCCGGCUGUCCGUGAUUGUUCUGGAACCUCAGCUGCUUUGAGGCACUUGGUCAGGCUGCACUUUAUGAGAACGAGCCCAGAGAACCCCCCAGCAAGGGUGCACGCACAAGUGGGAAUUGCCAGGAAGGGGAGGAGGGACCUGGCUGAGAAAGAUGGGGGCCAAAGACCAGCGUCACACACCUGGUGCCUGUGCAUAGCAGAUGGAGGGUGGAGACAGGGUCACAGGGUUUGAGAGCUGGAAGGACCUCGGAGGUCACGCAGGCCACCGGCCCGCUCAGACCACCAUUGGCUGACGCAGAUGCGGCCCAGAGAAGGGCAUGACUCGCUUACAUCCCAUGGUAAGUUCUCGCACAGGCUGGUCUUGGACUCCCCCUCCCAAUCAUAUUGAGAAGCUGAAAGAGUAGGAAGGAUCCCAGGGUGUGGGAUGGAGUGGGGCCCGAGGACGGCAGCCUGCUCGGCCAGCAGUCGGAGACAGACGGGGCCCACAAUGCAGGGGAAGGCCGUUUGGUGCCAGAAACGUCGGCAGCAGAGAAGAGAGAGAGCUCAGGCUUGGGGUGGGAUAGGGUCACCUAUAAAGAAGCCCUAGGGCCUGCAGACUGCUCAGGGUGGCAGCAAGGUCCGCUCAAGAAGGCCGUUGGUCGUUUUAAAUUUAAAUAAACGUAAGUAAAAAGUCUAAAGGCGAAUAAAUUGUAACAUUGCAGAAGGGAAUAGAGUCGGUGUGUCCCCCAGCCCCUCUUUUCCUCCCUGGAGCUGCUGGGGUGACCUGCUGCUUGUGCAGCCUCCCAGGACGCUUUUCUAGAGACGCGAGCAUCUGUGACGUGUAUGUACACCCGGUUCUUUCCUCCGUCUGCUCCUCCCUUGCUUUUCCCUCGGAGGUCUCUGUCUGUCCCCCACACAAGCCUCUCUGGCUUUUGAACAGAUGCAUGGUAUUUGGUUUUCUGGAUGAACCACAGGUGACUGGGCUGUUUUGAAGUUCAUGCCACUACAGAGGGCCGGCCUGACCAUCCCUGUUUGCGGAGCUUGAGUUCCUGUGCGCAGAUUCCCUCGUAGCUGUUUUACAACUGAACCAUGCUGGUGGGGCUGCCCCACUGGGGCACUGCCAGGCCCUGAGCGUGCAACGUGGAGCAGCAGGAAGGGCUUGGGAGAGCCAGAGAAAGAUGCCCCAGGGAAGUGGGUCUCGAGAAGAAUCUCGAGAUGAUGACAGGGUUCUUCACAUGGAGGUUUGUGAGCACCCUGCGUGUGACGGACGUCCUGAAUGACAGCUACGCCUGGCCUCUGCUCGUGUACAUGGGCGCCAGCUGCGUGUACCCCCUGGCAUCCAGCUGUGCGCACACCUUCAGCUCCAUGUCCAGGAACGCCCGGCACAUCUGCUACUUCCUGGACUACGGCGCCGUCAACCUCUUCAGCCUGGGCUCGGCCAUCGCCUACUCUGCCUACGUGUUCCCGGACACACUGGUGAACACCACCUUGCACAGCUACUACGUGGUCCUGGCUGUGCUGAACACCAUCGUCAGCACCGGCCUCUCCUGCUACUCCAGGUUUCUUGAGAUCCAGAAGCCCAGGCUCUGUAAGAUGCUCCGUAUCCUGGCCUUUGCUUAUCCCUACGCCUGGGACUCCCUUCCCAUCUUCUCCAGGCUGUUCCUGUUCCCCGGGGAGAGUGCACAGAACGAAGCCACCUUGUACCACCAGAAGCACAUGGCCAUGACCCUCCUGGCCUCUUUUCUCUACUCCGCGCAUCUGCCAGAGCGCCUGGCCCCUGGACGCUUCGACUACGUUGGUCACAGUCACCAGCUGUUUCAUGUGUGUGUGAUCCUGGCCACACACAUGCAGAUGGAAGCCAUCCUUCUGGACAAGACUCUGAGGAAGGAAUGGCUCCUGGUCCACUCCAGGCCCCUGUUGUUCUCUCAGAUAGCUGGAGCCAUACUUCUGUGCCUCGUCUUCAGCCUCGGCAACAUAAUCUAUUUCUCAGCUGCUCUGUAUCGGAUUCCUGAGCCAGAAUUACGUAAAAAAGAAACAUGAUUCAGAUCGUAAGCUUUUCGUGCCAAAUGUCGACAUUAAGCUACAACAUCCUAACCGCCAUAAGCCAGUGGCAUGGUGCCAGUUUACAGUGGUCUAAAAUAUUUAUAAUGGUUGGUGUCUUGGUGUUUUUGAAUGGGUUCAUGUCAAUAAGGUAUUUAACUGGGGACAUGUCUCUAGAUGUGCAUUGGUUCCAUAUGUGCAUUGGUUCCAUUGAAAAUGGGAACAUGGGUUCAGUAAGUCCUCAUUCAGGCAAAUCAUUAAUAUUUCCUUUAGUUUUUAAUUUAUUUAAAGUGAGUUCUCCAGUUCUAUUUACACAAUUGGAUUAAGCAUACCACCCUUGUAGCUUUACUAUUAAAUAGUUGGAUUAAGCUUUACUACCCUUGUAGUAUUUCUCUUGGAAAUGGAAUGUGCUUCAUUUGAUGAGUUUCAUGUAACAAAGCCUCUCCCAAGAGCCCCCACAGUGGGAAGAGAAUGAGCUGGAAAGGUCAGUAGGAGAAGCUGAGAAAGAGUAAGUUGGGUCUGUGGGAGCCGUGGGGACGGGAAAGGCAUUCCGGAAUGAAGAAACCUGGUUUGGGGAGUGGUCUUCUUCCUUUCACCACCUACUGAAAGGAAUGAAUAGAAAUAGAGUUCUCUUUUCCCACAAGUCCAUUCUUCUUCACAAUGCAAGGUUCCCAUGUCAUUAUAGAUUUGGAUUUUCUUAAAAGUCCACAGCCUGUGGCUGGGUGUCUCAUGUGCUAUUUUGCUCUGUUUUCUUGUCAUUUUGAUGCUGUAAAGUAUUAUACAGCACAGGUAAAGUGUGUUACCCAGUGGGUGUUGGCUGACUCAAUCCCACCUGGUUGCGCUUGUCUGUCACCUUUUAAACCAAUGACAUCACAAUAUUUGGGGAGGUUAUACAUUUGAUGUUGCUUCGGCAUUUCAUACAUGCUGCAGAAUUCAGUGUUCAUGUGCAGAGGAUGCUAGAAACCUUACCAAAGGGAUGGAAACACUUGGUGAGCUUGUGACAAAUGUAGAUUCCCUGGGCAAAUCAGGAGAUGCUGCUUUCCUAGUUUAAAAUGUUGGUUUCCCGGAGAAGAUCUACACUGGAGUAAGUCCCCCAGGUAAUUCUGAGUCAGGAGGGCCAUGGCCAAACUUGCAGAAAUGCUGGUGUCACAAAUUCCAGAAGGCACGGGGCCUAUCAGCUUUGUUUUGAUUGGCCUAACUUUCAGCAGCUCACCACCUAAGGCUGUGUCCCCUGCUUUCUACUCUGUGGAGUAUUAUAAAACACUGAGUAUUUUCUCAUCUGUUGCAUUACUAAUUAAAGUUCAGUAUUUCAGGAUGUUUUCAGAGAGUACAGAAGUGCUAACACAAGACAGUUUUUAACAGAGGUCCAUCACUCCCUGAUACACCCCAUUACAACGCAGGAUCUUCUUCUGCUGACUCAGGAACACCCCCAUAUCUUAGAAUACUGUCUCUACGGUUUACUGGUCCAGACACUUGAAUGGCCUUAUCGUUCAAUCCUCUGAGGACAAGUAACAAUUUAUAUUGGAUGCGAGUGGUCAAGAUAUAUGAUUUCAUUAGUUUUAUUAUCUGUUUACUUCCUCUGGGGAAGGUAGACUGAUAAAAUUAUAUGGGCUGGUAAAUUUUUGGUACAUUAAUUGCAAGCUGCAUGACAAAAUUUGUUUUUUUUUUGGCAAGAGGCUGACAUCCUUACUGGAAUUUUACUCCAGCAGGGCCUGUGGACUUCCGUUUCCUCUUACUGUUACUUCAGUUUUAUGGUGGGCAAAGUUACAAAGUUUAAACACUCCAUUUAGUAAUGCCAAAGGCAUGAAGGCUUUUGAAUUCUCUUGUUUAUAGAGAAUAAAAUAAGGUUCUUCGUUUAGCUCAGAAGUAGUUCAAAGAUAACGGGUGACUAAUUUGAAGGACUUUUAGAUUAUUUAACCUGUGGUUAUGUUGCUUUUUCAGCAUGCUUAAUGAUGAAAAUGAAACGUUAAAUCAACAAAAUAAGACCAGGUGUUUCAUAAUGUUUUUAUAAGUUUGGUAAACUUAGUCCCAUUGUAUACUUUUGGACAGUGUUACAAAUUAAAAUUUUAUAACAGUUUGCACUACACUGAUUUGGAAGCUUCUCGUGUUGAUUGACAAUGGGUUCAAAUAUAUUAAUUGUCAUUAAGUAUUAUGAAGUCUAACGUGAGUAUUGUUUUGCCUAAGCCGUUUCGGAAAUUAGAAAGGUUGGCAGUGGGUCAGUUGAAGCCUCACUGGGAAGAUGUCUGUUAAGAGAGCAGUUCUCAAGUUUCUGUAAUGUCUCCGUAUGCUUUAGAGCUGUACCAUAUUCCCACUGCUAGCAGUUGCUCACCAACGCCCCGUCUCCAGAGGGGAGGGGGCACACUCCUAAAGGCAUGUGCUUCCUCCCCUCCCCCUGCUUGAGAAACACUACUGUAAAACUUGCCAAUCAUUUGCGUUGUGAUAAAACUCAGACGUGUUUGAAUGAGGCCAUUUGGUCCAUUGCCUCUCCCUUCACUCACAAAUGGAGAGUUUCAUUUUCCUUUGCUCAGUGUUUAGAGAGGAACUCUCCCAUUCUUUCUAAAGGCAUGAAUGUAUCACUGUUGAUUAGAAGUGGGAUGUUUAGAAGCCUCUGAGUACAAAGUGACUUAAAUAUUUGGUCUGCUGCAAUCUUUCUCAAAGGGUUUUUUUGUGGCAGGACCUCAGCUCCCAGGAGAUGUACUGAGGAAGGCAGGGUGGAGAAGAAUGCUGUUGUCAGAUGCAUUGGAGAAAACUUUCAUUUGGAUCUGCUGUGUCUCAGAUUUGUCUUGGCCAUGGUAUCCUUUUCAUAUGAAACACCUAUUAACACUGUGUAACAACACUUUAUAACAUAUUGUUGAAUGCCAGCCUCUGAUUUUCCAGUCGACAGUCCAUUAUGGAUGAAAAGGCAGAGACCUAUUUCCAAACUCAGAGAUGUUCUUCCAACUUAUACUAAUGUCUAGUUUUCUUAAACUGUGUGGAAGAAAAAAUAAAAUUUAUUUAUU